AUGUGGGCGUUUAUUGAUAAUCUAUUUUACGAUCAAACGGUGGUGGAGGAAUAUGACCGGAAAAUACGACAAAAGUCGUCUUCUGGUUCGGCUAUUAUUGUAGGGUUGGUAGCAGCUGUGGGUGGAUUCAUGUAUGGAUACGAUACUGGGCUAAUCAAUGAUAUUAUGGAAAUGCAUUAUGUGAUAAACCGGUUUGCAGGUGACCCAUCUGUAGGCUUCACGGUCCAUGAGAGAGCGCUCACAACGGCGAUAUUGUCAUUGGGGACUUUCAUAGGUGCGUUGAUCGCUCCUUUGUUGUCAGAUACGUAUGGGCGGAAGACCUCCAUUAUAUUCUCUUCAGGGAUUAUUUUCAACAUAGGAAACAUACUACAAAUUUCAGCAACAAAGCUCCCCUUACUUUGUGUUGGCAGAGGAGUGUCAGGUGUAGCUGUUGGAAUAUUGUCAGCUAUCGUACCCUUAUAUCAGUCAGAAGCAUCGCCUAAAUGGGUCAGAGGUUCUAUUAUUUUCACUUAUCAGUGGGCUAUAACGUGGGGCCUUCUUAUCGCCAGUGCCAUCUGCCAAGGUACCAGAACAUUGAAGAGCUCGGGUAGCUUUAGGAUCCCUAUAGGGUUACAGUUCUUGUGGGCAUUAAUCUUAUGCGUUGGUAUGUUAUUUUUGCCGGAAUCUCCGAGAUAUUACGUCCAGAAAAAUCGUAUACAGAGUGCGUUGGAAAGUCUCUCCAAGUUGAGGAGAUUACCUUCAGAUGAUGCUGAUUUGAUAGAGGAGUUGGUUGACAUCAAAGCUAACUACGACUAUGAAUUAUCUUUCGGGAGAACAUCUCUAUGGGACUGUUUCAGGAAUGGUGGUGGUAGACACAAGCAAAUCUUAAGAAUGAUGACUGGGAUGGGGAUUCAGGCCCUACAGCAAUGUUCUGGUAUAAAUUUCAUUUUUUAUUAUGGAACUAAUUUCUUUGCCCUGACUGGUAUGAAAAACUAUUAUUUAAUGUCAUUCAUCACUUAUGCGGUGAACAUGGUUUUCACUAUCCCAGGGAUAAUAUUGGUGGAAAUCAUUGGUAGGAGGUUGUUGUUACUCGUUGGAGGGUGCGGAAUGUCUCUAUCAAACUUGAUUAUUGCUAUUGUAGGAAUCACAGUGACUAAUAACAGUAUUUCAUCGAUUAUCUGUAUAUCGUUUUCAUGCAUAUUUAUUGCAUUCUUUGCCAGUAGUUGGGGUGGUUGUGUCUGGGCAUUGUCCGGAGAAAUAUUCGGUAUCAGUAUAAGACAAAAGGCUAUCUCGGUAUCUGCCGCCAGUAAUUGGUUGGUGAAUUUCAUAUUUGCAUAUAUCACACCAUAUUUGAUCGAUACUGGGAACCAUACCGCUGCCUUGGGGAACAAGAUUUUCUUUAUAUGGGGUGGAUUCAAUGCAAUUGGUGUUGUUUUUGUAUACUUUAUGGUGUAUGAAACCAGAGGAUUGAAGUUAGAAGAAGUGGAUUUUAUGUAUGCCAAUUGCAAAAGCGCUAGAGAUUCAUCCAAUUUCAAGUCUAACCAAAAGGUUGACCAUAAUAUGCAAGAACCAGCACCAGGUUCGGACGAUAAAGAUCAUUUGGUGACCACCGGUGGUAACAGUUACAAUACAGAUGAAACCAAGUACGUUGAAAGUAAGUCACAAGACUUCUCACCUUUACAAAUGGUUCCAAUGAUUGUUCAUCCCAAAUCUUCAUCGCCACACCACAGUAUGGAAAAUGAACAAGCAACUGUUCAACAACCUCCAGUGUACCCGGCAUCAAUUGACUCAACUAGUGAUGCCUCAGCGUCUGAUCAAGUAGAUGACUACCAGAUGUAUUUGCAUAGUUUAAGAACAGAAAUGAGCGAAGGUUUGGAUACCUCGUUUACGUCUGCUUCAAUAUCAAGAGAUAAAAUGUUUAACCCUACCAAGGCUAACUUUACAGAAGAAGACAUCAAUAAGGAUGCCAAUCUUGUGAAUCUGAAGACGAUAAUUGCUGCACCAUUUUUCAACGCACCCCCAAGCGAUUCGGACACCAGUGACGAUGAAAGCAGUAAUUAA
Dujonia railenensis is the source of this 2040-nucleotide messenger RNA. The record is from the annotation of a GenBank genome assembly. NCBI's taxonomy places the organism in Eukaryota, Fungi, Ascomycota, Pichiomycetes, Serinales, Debaryomycetaceae.